UAUAAGGCAACGUAAACGUUUAGAAGCCUUAUGAGGAGCAAGAACUUUAUCAGUAAUAUUUACUGGAACUGACAAGGUUGUAUAGCCAAAGAAAAGCAGAAUGAAGGCUGUUGUUUUAACCCUGAUGUUGUGUGUUACGCUCGUGACAGCAAGAGAUGAUGUGAAGCGGAAAAACCGCCCGCAGUGUGGCGUUCAUCCUAGGAAAUGUGCAGGAAAACGAGCUUGGGUAAGUUGAACCAAUCUUUCCAUUUCUUUAAUCUUGUAUCUUCACUAUAAAAAAAAUGGCUCGACUGAAACUUGAGACUGAGUCAAUAGUAGUAAUGUUCACACAGUAAUUAAAGACAUUGGGUGGUAAGAAUACUCAAAUUUAUCAGUGAGCAAAUUUACCGUCAACAUUUUAUUGAGUAAAGUAAAUAUGUUAUUAAUUCUAAACAUUGAGUAAAUUUGGAACUUCACCCAAAAAGUUGAGUAAAUCAGUGUUGCAUCUAUAGAGGAUGAAUGAUACUAUAAUAAGACCGGCUGGGCAAACUGCAUGGCAUGAAAAUUGUUCCCUGGCCAUGUUUCUCUCUCUAUAAUACAGUAUAGUAUGCAAAUAUAUACUAUUUAAGGGAACAUUAAUAAAUUUAUAUAUCCGCAACGAUAAGUAUAGCUAUACUCUCAAACUGUUCUUGAAUUUGAAGGAAACAUUUUUAACUCCUGAGAAGCAAAACGUUUAUUGUAUAACUGUAUAUAACACUGUUUCCAAAGAAGCAGGAAACUAGCUUCAUUCAAGCCCACUGAUUCAAGGAAAACAUGGAAUUUGAAAUGUUCAAUGUGCAACAAUGUUUCCCAACGCUCAAAUGAGAAUAUCCUACAAAAUAUAUAGCCAUGGCAACCAACGCCUUAAUCCAAGACUUGCAUUAUAGACACAGGUUAAUUUAAUUUAAUCACGCCGCCAUUUUUGGGUGGCAUUUCAGCCGAGGUCUGCGAGAUAAGGCAACAUAACAGCGACCUUUUAUAAUUUUUUGGACAAAUUAUGGUAAGUUUGCUUUGUAAAUGGUUAGUUUAUUUUGAAAAAAUGCUUUUCACAUUGUUUUAAUCAGUCUGAAAUGGUUAACGAGAAUUGGAUGCCACCCAAAAAUGGCGGAUAUUCGUCAUCGUGAGAAAGGCUAAUUGUACUUAUAUUGAAAAGUUUUCUUUAAAAUUAUAUUAACUUCUAUAUAGAAACUUUUUGUUUAACCAUCGAUUUUAUAAGAGUAUUUUUGUACACAUAAACUUGCCUCUUCUCAAGUCCAUUCAUUUUGUAGGAGAACUGGAAAAAUAUGAUGCGGGAAAAGGCAGAAGAGAAUCGGGAAUUUUAUCCGAACGAUGAAGAAUUCAAGGAGGCCUUGAAAUCUUAUGAAAAUAAUCGCGAGGAGUUUCCCAACAGAAGAUAAUUAAACUUUACUUUGACUCAGAAAGCUAUAUACUUAUAAUGCAUGCCUUUACAUUUAGCUUAACUUGCAAUAUUUGUCUUAAACUUAUGAACUAGGUUUAGUCUCCGAUAAAAGCAUGUGCGUGGAAUUAAAUCCUCAAAUAAACUACUUACAAUGAAUUCUCUGAUGUUUGUCAUUUGAGGUCUAAUAUCA
Molecule: messenger RNA, 1607 nt
Organism: Paramuricea clavata
Lineage: Eukaryota; Metazoa; Cnidaria; Anthozoa; Malacalcyonacea; Plexauridae
Source: the annotation of a GenBank genome assembly